UUGAAAAGGUAAAUAGUACGGCUUCACAGUGCUAACAACCCACCUGUAAAAUCAACAGAUUAAUACCUACACAAUACUGGAAGCGGCUUCAUGUGAUAUUGGUGUUGUAUCAGUUUCUGACAUUUGGCAACAAGUCAUAGAGUCAAUACUUCUUCUGAAAGCUGGAGGUUACGAGGUGCACUAAAGGCAGCAUCAGCUGGGUACAGUGCAGUCUACGGUUCAGAGCAGAUGGAGGCUGGACAACAGGCUGGUCUCUGGUCUUCCUCCUCCUCCUCCUGCUGCUGCUGCUGCUAAACAACACCGACAGGGACGAUCACACAGAGCAGAAGCAGAGGACUGUGGGCAUCAUUACAACACUGGGCAUCGCUUCAAAAGUAGAUAUAACGGUACGCGUCAGGUAAAGUCUGUCAUGAGUUACAGUUAACGGGUCGUUUUGCAGACUGCACAGAGCCAUCAGAGCCAUCUGUUAGCUACAUGAAGUUUGACAGGCUAACGUCAGCUUUAGCUAUCUUCAAGUAGCUAGCUAAACCUACAAGUGCAGCCACCAGCAGCUCGGUGAUCGCCAGCUGGUGAGAGCCGCUAGCCAUCUGAAGUUGCUCAUUGAAUGUGGCCAUCUGGCAGAAGGCGUUAGCCAGCGUUACCGUGGCUUCUUCAACCGGUAACUAGCUAGAGAACGUUACAGGCUGUGGGCAGAUCUCCGCGGUCUGCUCACCGGACAGAAGCAGAUGGUUCUACUAGUCAGUUAGCCACUGAAGCUAGCGAUGCGGUCUACAUCACAUCAGAAUCACGUUAGCGAGCCGCCGGCGUCUGAUCUUUGUCCUCCGUGGUCCCACCGUGCCCUGCCCAGCAGCCUCACUAGUAGCAUCUCACAUAAUGAGUGAUCAUUAUGUAAAAGUCCAGAUUCAAGUGGAGCAGAUGAAGUCACUUGUGGAGGAUGCAGAGCAGCAGGGUGUGGAUGCUGAGGGUCCAGUGUGUCCUCCUCCUGCUUCUUCUCUCUCAGCAGACCUGCCCAGCAUCACCAGAGCUGCGUCCAACACCUCCAUCGCGUGUAAACACAGGGGCAAAAGUCGAAGCAAGCUGGGAAAAGAUGCCAAGAACUCUUGUGGCAAACACACGUCAGAUGUGUCAUUGCAUGGGUCUGCAGUUCAUGUUGGGAAGAACUUGAAUAGACUAGGACAUGAGAGGACACUUCACAUCAAAGGAACUGGAAAAAUCCUGCAGGGCAAGUCUGAGACUAAUGGGAACUAUGUGACCAUCCAUCCUUCUAAAAACAUCCAAGAGACACGCCGUGAAGACGGAUUGAAAGCUGCAAGGAAAAGAAGACCAGUGACAGUGGAUACCUCGAAAGCCAAAACCUCGUUGGAGGCACUGAAGUUAAGCAUCAAACAGCUGAAGUGGAAAGAGUUUCCUCUGGGAAGACGAGCAGCUUGUGAUAUCUACUGGCACGGCGUUUCCUUCCAUGACAAUGAAAAUAUCGUCUCAGGGCAGGUGAACAAGUUCCCAGGAAUGAUUGAAAUGCUGAGGAAGAUCAACAUGAGUCGGGCAGUGCGGACUAUGCAAGAGUUGUUCCCAGAAGAGUACGACUUCUAUCCCCGUUCCUGGAUCCUGCCCGAGGAGAGCCAGCAGUUUUCCACACAGAUUCGCAUGGUGAAGGAGAACGACGCCACAGUGAAUCCCACCUUCAUUGUCAAGCCAGAUGGGGGCUCUCAGGGGGACGGCAUCUACCUCAUUCGUGACCCCGGUGACCUUAAACUCAUGGUGGGUUCACAGGCCAAACAGGCUGUAGUCCAGGAGUACAUCCAGAAGCCGUUGCUCAUUGACAAGCUCAAGUUUGAUAUCCGCCUCUACGUGCUGUUGAAGUCCCUGGAGCCAUUGGAGAUCUACAUUGCCAAGGAAGGCCUGACACGUUUUUGCACCGAACCCUACCAGGAACCAAGCCAGAAGAAUCUGAGCCAUGUCUUCAUGCACCUGACAAACUACUCCCUCAAUGUCCACAGCGGCAACUUUGUCCACUCAGACAGCCAGAGCACAGGCAGCAAGCGCACUCUGUCCAGCGUGCUGUACAGGCUGGCAGCUAAAGGCGUAGACAUCAAGAAGGUGUGGUCUGAUAUCAUCGCGCUCGUCAUCAAGACUGCCAUCGCCGUGGUGCCUGAACUUAGAGUCUACUAUCAGGCUGAUAUACCACCUGGUAAACCGGGACCCACUUGCUUCCAGAUAUUAGGUUUUGACAUCCUGCUGAUGAAGAACCUGAAGCCAGUAUUACUAGAGGUCAACUCCAACCCCAGUAUGAGAAUAGAACAUGAACAGGAGGUGUCACCAGGAGUUUUUGAAUAUGUUCCCAGUCCGGUCGACGAAGAGGUCAAAGUGGGUGUGAUCAGGGACACUCUGCGCCUUAUGGACCCUGGCCACAAGAAACCUUCAAUUGGUUUUUUUCCUGUCUUAUCAUUUCAUGGCUAUAGUUUCCAUCCGCGGGCCGGUGGGCUUGACCACGGGGAGGAGAUACCCAUGGAGGCGGAGACACAAGAGAGGAGCCCAGAUGAAGGAGCUCUGCCCUCGCUGUGUCUGAAGCAGGUCUACCCCAAGUACACCAAACAGUUCAACUACCUGCGGCUGGUGGAGCGGAUCGCAGCUCUGUUCAUACGCUUCCUCGGGGUCAAGGGCAACAUGCGUCUGGGCCCCACUGCCUUCCGAACCUUCAUCAGGACCUGUAAGCUGAGCAACAGUAACUUCUCCAUGGCAUCAGUGGACAUCCUCUACAUAGACAUCACACGUCGGUGGUCAGGAACGAUGCCCGAUGCUAGAGAAGCAGGUAUGGGACUACAAGCGUUUGUGGAAGCCUUUUUUUACCUGGCAGGUCGCAAGUUCAAAUCCCUGGCGCUGAGGGAGCAGGUAGUGUCACUGCUGGAGCUGUGCGAGGCUCAGCUCGAGUCCCAGUCGGGCGUGGAAGAGAGGCGCUCCGUGAGCUGCAGCAGGGCGAUGCCACGAGCCAUCAAGACCCAGACGUUGGGUCUCACCAACCCUCAGCUCUGCUCUCCGGCUCCCCUGCGAAGGGCGUCCAGCCAGGACUACCGGCUGCAUCAAAGACUCAAGCCUCGCACACUCAGGGCCAACGUGGACAACUGACGAGAGACGGCUCCCAACUAGACAUCCAACUCCCAAACACUGCCUUUAGCCUUCUCCGCAGGAGCAGGGAAUUAGAUGUUCUUCUCUGCUCUGCAGCUCCCGCAAGAGGGGGAUGAUGGGAGCUGAGAGAGAGGGGCAUGAUGGGAGCUGAGAGAAGGACUUGCUUAACCCCUGCUGUCUGACUUGCAGGAGAACUGUUCUCUGCCUGAUUGCUUUUUCCUCAGAGGGGGAAGAUGUCCACAGGGGGGGGGGUUGGAGACGACAUAGAACACGAUAUAUAAGGAGGUUGGUGCAUUUCUUCCUCCCCUCCUGGUGUGAUCAUAUACGUCCAGUCAGGAGGAAGAUAUGGCUGCUUUUAAUAUACUCACUGAUUCUACAGGGCAGCUAUGUGCUUCCCUUCACCUUCCUCUGGCAACGCCUACACUGAAUCAAACUUUCUUUUCAGGGAUUCACUUUCAAUGCAGUCACACACAUCACACAUGAAUAAAUGGGUGUACGGGAGUGUCCUUAGUGUGUGUAUUAUAUUCUUGAAUUUGCACAACUCUUUAAACUAUUACAUUUGCACAUGGAUGUGAGGGUGACUGAGCAUUUGUGUGGGCAUAUUGUGUAUGUUUGAGUGCGUGUGUACUGAUCUGUACUGUAUUUAUUUGUGUUUAGCUUGAUGGUGAAAGCCUAUUUACAGCCAGGGGCACAGCUGUGCAUCCUAGCUCCGUGAGCCCAUUAGUGAUGUGUUAAGUGAAUAAGUAUUCAAAGGGAAAGGCCGUGCCGCCACUUCUACACUUUCAGUUCAGCAGCUAUCCCAGUCAGGCAGCCCUCAGCCCUCCAGCCAACACGUUGUUAGGAUGAUAACUUUGUAGCCACACAACUGCCAUCGGCAAGUCAUUAUUUCAGAAGUAAUUGCAUGGCACAAAAAUUUCACAAUUUAGUCUGAUGUUUGUUAAAUGUGAUUCAGAUGAAGUUUGUAACAAAACCUCAUCCAAUGUGUGAUGUGGAGACACACUAAAUGACUGCCAACCAGAAAGGUCGUAGAUCGUAAACAUUUAAAUUAUUUACACUAAAGUUACUCGCUGAAUGUUAAUAUUUAUGUUUUCUUCGUUUACACCAAGAUUAUUAAAUUAAUUUCUCACAUGCAGACCAAUAAUGAAGUGUGAUGUGUUACACAGAAGAACAAUCAAACCAAUCAAAUCACUUAACUGCAACGUGGGCAGCAGUUUAACACAGACAGUGAACUAAACAAAGACUUCUGCUGUAUGUACUGUAGGACUAACAUAUUUACUGCAGUAUGUAUCUGUUAACAUGAAGUAGAUUUAUGAGGUUAUUAACAGUGAUCAAUCAUAUGAAUGAAAUGUAUUGAUGGCUCUGCAAAAAAUAAAAGUCCUAAAAUAC
Molecule: messenger RNA, 4509 nt
Organism: Sebastes umbrosus (honeycomb rockfish)
Lineage: Eukaryota; Metazoa; Chordata; Actinopteri; Perciformes; Sebastidae
Gene: ttll11
Product: tubulin tyrosine ligase-like family, member 11
Exons: 10
Coding region: 874-3123 (749 amino acids)
Biological process (GO): microtubule cytoskeleton organization; protein polyglutamylation
Cellular component (GO): cilium
Molecular function (GO): tubulin-glutamic acid ligase activity; tubulin binding
Source: RefSeq, a predicted model, not a curated record